This is a messenger RNA of Peromyscus leucopus (white-footed mouse), 1545 nucleotides long. It is a transcript of the gene Ca14, whose product is annotated as carbonic anhydrase 14. Lineage: Eukaryota; Metazoa; Chordata; Mammalia; Rodentia; Cricetidae. The record is from RefSeq and is a predicted model, not a curated record. Gene Ontology annotation, molecular function: zinc ion binding; carbonate dehydratase activity. Gene Ontology annotation, cellular component: plasma membrane.
UUUAAGGAGCUAGCUGCUCCCCUGCAGGCCCGGCACCACCCCCCUUCUCACAUACACCGGUUCAGAGCCACCUUAAAAGCCGGAGGCAACUGUCGAGUUGCUGGCCACUCCCAAAUUCCUGGCCCCCCGGGUGCACCGCUGUGGAGAUACUAUGUUGUUCUUCGCUCUCCUGUUAAAGGUGGCUUGGAUCCUGGCUGCAGACGGGGGUCACCACUGGACAUAUGAAGGCCCACAUGGUCAGGACCACUGGCCAACCUCUUACCCUGAGUGUGGAGGCAAUGCCCAGUCCCCCAUCGACAUCCAGACGGACAGUGUGAUAUUUGACCCUGAUCUGCCUGCUAUACAGCCCCAUGGAUAUGACCAGCCUGGUAGUGAACCUUUGGAGCUAUUCAAUAAUGGCCACACAGUACAGCUCUCCUUGCCCCCUACCCUGCACCUGGGGGGACUGCCCCGGAAAUACACAGCAGCCCAGCUCCACCUGCACUGGGGUCAGAAAGGAUCCCAAGAGGGCUCAGAGCACCAGAUCAACAGUGAAGCCACAGCCGCAGAGCUCCACGUGGUCCAUUAUGACUCGGAGUCCUAUGGCAGCCUGAGUGAGGCUGCCCAGAAGCCCCAGGGCCUGGCUGUCCUAGGCAUCUUAAUUGAGGUGGGUGAGACUGAGAAUCCAGCUUAUGAGCACAUCCUGAGUCAUCUGCAUAAAAUAAGACACAAAGAUGAUGUAACCUUCGUGCCUGCCUUCAGUGUGAGAGAGCUGUUCCCCAAGCUGGAGCAGUUCUUCCGUUACAACGGCUCACUCACAACUCCCCCCUGCUACCAGAGUGUCCUCUGGACAGUCUUCGACAGAAGGGUCGAGAUGUCAAUGGGACAGUUAGAAAAGCUCCAGGAGAUGCUGUCCUCUACAGAAGAGGCGCCCCCUGAGCCCCUCAUACGGAACUACAGAGUCCCCCAGCCUCUCAACCAGCGGACCGUCUUUGCUUCUUUCACCCAAGUGGGACCAUUGUAUACCACAGGAGAGAUGCUGGGUCUAGGCGUGGGAAUCCUGGCUGGAUGUCUCUGCCUUCUGCUGGCUGUUUAUUUCAUCGCUCGAAAAAUUAGGAAGAAGAGGCUAGGAAACAGGAAGAGUGUGGUCUUCACCUCAGCACGGGCUGCCACAGAGGCGUAAGCUGUCUCAAGAUGCCAUGGACGCCUUCCCCUUAUACCUGUUAGAGAGCCUCUCUAAGGGGGUGCAGGGACUGAACUACCAGUAGUAGGCAGACACAUGCCCUUCUACAUACCACCUCCCCACUCAUACACCAGAGAAGCCAGGACCCAGUUCUUGAAGGAAAAGCUGAGCUGUUGGCCUUUCAACAACGAAGGUCGGGAGAUCCCUGUUUUAAUGUUUAGCUGAGGAUAGGCCCUGAUGUCCCUCACCUUACAGUUUCACUGCCCCUCACCUAGACACACGUCGUGGAUUUUUUUCUUUCCUCUAGGAAAAAGAGCUGCUGCUAGGAUUUUAGUUAUUUUUUUUGCUCAAUAAUGUUUGAAAACUCAAGUUUCUGACCUUAA